AGUCAGAGAGAGAACAAGCAGGUGUACUUAUUAUUUGAGUCUGUUUGCGUUAUUGAACAGACAGCUUGAUGUUAUUUAUAUGUUGUAGUUAUCGCAGAAAUUGAACCUAUAGAGGAGAGAGAUCCAGAAAAAUAGCACGUAAAAAGUCAUCAUCUUACGAAAAUGAACAGCAUGGGUGCUCAGGCUGUCCUCUCCGUCCUCCUCUUCACCAUAGGCACCGUGACGGCUGAUAAGGGAGAAGUAUCGUUCUGGAGGGAGAAUUUCAAAAUGACCUGUCCAGGAGAAGGGACUUGGUACAAGAUUGAUGAAGGACAGAUAACAACCAACGACUCAAAAAAUCAUGAACGUCAAUAUAAUGGCACAAGCAAAGGCGGCUAUUACUGUGAAUACACCAAGGAAGGAGGCACUCGUCAAAAAUAUUAUUUCUAUGUGCAAGGAAAGGCCUGUAAAAACUGCUUUGAGAUGGAGGCAUCUUUUCUUAUGCUGGCCAUCAUUGUGGACGUGGUCAUGACAGGAUUUGUGAUGAUGAUAAUCUACCGGUGCACCAAGAAGAAAAGCUCACCUGCACCUCACUCCUCCAAAGCACCUCCUGCUCGUUCAGGAGGCCGGGCUCCACCUGUCCCAUCUCCUGACUAUGAGCAACUGAACCCUCAAACCCGUGGCCAGGAUACUUACUCCUUACUCAACAGGACCGGAUAGAGAUGAGUCACCUGACUGUGCCAGGUCACAAGUUUAGACGCUGCACCAACGAAGGCAAUCAAUUGCAAAAGAUGUACGUGAACAUCAAUCAUGCUCACAGUAGCAUAGAAACUCUGGCUUUUGCUCUUUUGGAUUUAAAGGGUUGGGUCACCCAAAUGGCAAAAAAAAAAAAAAAGUUUUUACAUUAGGUAUUAGCUAUGCAGGUAGUUUAGGUUUUAUUUGUCCAGAUAAUCUGCCACCACCCCAAUACAAAGACAUGAAUGGCAUUUCAUUUGUUGUGGUCACAGUAUUAAAAAUUACAAUGAAAAAAAAAAUCAACAGCAACAUGUAUUUCCAGAAUUAGUGUGCACUUUUACUGUGAACGGCUUUAAUUGGAACUACUUUCUACGAAAGAAAUAGUACUCAUGAAAACAGUUUACAGUGUGUUCAGUGGAUUAUUCGGCUGCGUAGCUAUAUGGAUACCAGUCAGGACAAGAAAAUACUGUAUGUUUGUUUUCUGUACUUGUUCUUUAAUAUAUAAAGUUGGUAUUGUGUAGAACAGAAAGUACUGUCUAAUCGACAAAAGUGUAAUUGUAUAAAAAUGAUUUGUUUUGUCAUUUUAAAUGGAAAGAUAUACCUGUUUGCUGUACAUAUAUGUUUAUGUCAUUGUGCUUAAGUUCAGGCUUUUUACACUGUAAAAAAAAAAAAAGCAGACAUUUUUAACAGAUACACUGUAAAAUGUUACCGCAACUUAUUUUCCUCAUCAUAUCAACUUAUUUUUAGCUUACUUUUGCUUUUUCAUGCUCAUCUGCUGGGUUCAUGUUAAUGUGCAAAAAGUGUGUCACUAAUAAAUAAACCGCAGUCCA
Thunnus maccoyii (southern bluefin tuna) is the source of this 1544-nucleotide messenger RNA. RefSeq names its product T-cell surface glycoprotein CD3 epsilon chain-like. Gene Ontology annotation, biological process: positive thymic T cell selection; cell surface receptor signaling pathway. The record is from RefSeq and is a predicted model, not a curated record. Gene Ontology annotation, molecular function: transmembrane signaling receptor activity. NCBI's taxonomy places the organism in Eukaryota, Metazoa, Chordata, Actinopteri, Scombriformes, Scombridae. The transcript has 5 exons. Bases 163 to 699 code for a protein of 178 amino acids. Gene Ontology annotation, cellular component: alpha-beta T cell receptor complex; external side of plasma membrane.